Messenger RNA from Paramuricea clavata, 1044 nucleotides. NCBI's taxonomy places the organism in Eukaryota, Metazoa, Cnidaria, Anthozoa, Malacalcyonacea, Plexauridae. The record is from the annotation of a GenBank genome assembly.
AUGAGCCUCAUGACAAAAACGCGUGUAGCACUGCAAUCGCCAUUUUGGCGACUGAAAGGCAUGCAAUUGAUGCGUUUCGAAUCAUUUUCCGUCACGAAACGCUCGCAUGAGCAAAUGAAUCCUUCUACAGCCUUGCCGUUUGAUGCCAUUCCCGGGCCGACUCCGCUUGAAAAUAUUGUAAGAUACAUAUGGGGAGGUGUUCGGGAUUACCAUGUUUUCCUCGAAAAGAACUUCCAAAAAUACGGUCCAAUUUUCAAGUAUGUGAUGCCUGGUGUGAAUGUGGUUCACGUUUGUGACCCAAAUGAUAUCGAGCGAGUGUUUCGCAAUGAAGGAUAUCCAGCAAGUCGUGGAGACUUACUCAAGUCAGCAACUUACUACCGCGAAAAGGGUCUUCCGACAUCAUUUAGUGGCCAAGACGAAAGUUGGCAUGUUCAUCGUUCUGCCUUUGCACCUAAACUCCUUCCACCUCGCGCGCUAAAGCCGUUUUUUGCAGAGCAGUGUAACGUGGCUGAUGAUACGAUUGUAAAUUUUAAGGAUGGACGAAAUCCAGAUAUUAGUGACCAAUUGGCGAAGUUGGCAAUGGAAAAUAUGGCAGUAAAGAUAUUCGGUGUACGUUUAGGACUUACUGGAGCAUCGCCUGACCCGAAUGCACGAGAAUUUACGGACGCAGUUUUCGGUCACUUCACCGCUCAGUCCAAGUUACUAUUUUCAAUUCCAUUUCACGAGUAUUUUAAGACACCGACCUUAAAAGAGCUUCAUCGUUGUCUUGACAAAGAAUUUGAAAUGACGGACCAUUUUAUUAAGAAUGCAAGUCAAAUGCGCACGCCAUUGCCGGCAUUGGCGAGUAAAUGUCUCGUGCACAGACUUGCUGAAGAGGACAAGAUUUCCCCAGAGGAAAUCUUUAUAAUCAGUGAAAGUGCUCUCUCGGGAGGUGUUCACACAACAUUCAGUUCCUUGAUUAUACUGCUGCACGCUCUCGGUAAACAGCCUGAAGCUCAACAAAAGAUUUACGAUGAAAUACAGCGCGUUCUACAAGGAAAAUAA